Messenger RNA from Cygnus olor (mute swan), 1659 nucleotides. It is a transcript of the gene CCDC112, whose product is annotated as coiled-coil domain containing 112. The record is from RefSeq and is a predicted model, not a curated record. The transcript has 10 exons. NCBI's taxonomy places the organism in Eukaryota, Metazoa, Chordata, Aves, Anseriformes, Anatidae. Bases 45 to 1550 code for a protein of 501 amino acids.
UCCCGGCGGGGCGGGGCGGGUGGCGGCGGCUGCCCGCGGCCAAGAUGGCUGCGCUGGCAACGGCCGUAGCGGCGGCGGCCGGCCGGCGGGAGCAGAAUGAAAGCUGUUUCAGUACUGCAGGUUCUGGUCAACAGUGUCAGAAUUGGAAGAUGAAAGCAGAACAAACUAAGAAAGCAGAAUUCAUAAGAACAGCAGAAAAGUUAAGAACUCAGCUUGCAAAUAUUGAAAAGGACAAAAAUGGACAUCUUUACAAUAGGAAGAGUGAUUCCAGGGUAGAAUACAGCAUGCUAGAAGAACUGGAACAUAAAAUGACUGUCAACAGGAAAACUGAAAAAACUAAAAUCCUGCAGCAGCUAUCAAAAAUACGUAAUAAAGUGAAGAAACUUAAGCAACAAUUGAAAGAUGUGAAGCAUACAUUAGAAUUUGUUGACAAGCUCAAGGAAAUGAUGGAAGAAAUUGAAAAUGCAAUCAAUGCUUUUAAAGAAGAACAGAGGCAAACAUAUGAACAGCUUUUGAAGGAUGAAAAAACUGCCGUUAAUGAGCUCAGUGUCUUUGAGAAAAAAGUGGAACUGUGGGUGUUAAGCAGCAGCUCAACGAAAGAAAAAGUUUUGAAGUUGCCAUCAGCUAGGAUCUCAGUUGAUAAAACACUGGAAAAUCAUCUACCUGAAGUAGCAGAGUUUGAAAGAUUUCUGCAGCGAACGGGGGGGAGGCAAGGAGGCUGGGAUGAUUAUGAUCAUCAAAAUUUUCUGAAAGUGUGGACAAAGCACAAAGGAAGGCUGUCCUACAUGGAUGAAGCCGUUGAGUAUCUCUGUGGAAGGACAAAAGAAGAAGUUGAACAACAUGACAAAUGGUAUCGAGAAUAUCUAAUUUUACAGGAAAGAAAAAAAGAGUCAAUUAAGAAAUGGAAGGAAAAGCAGCAGCAAGAGAGAGAAGGAAAUUUGAAGAAGAAAGAGAAAUCAGAAAGAAUGCUCAAGAAAGAAUGGCUUCAGCAUGAAGAAGCUCAGAAACAAAAAGCAGAGGAAGAAAGAAAAAGACAACAAGCUGCAAUUGAAGCAUGGAAAAAACAGAAAGCAAUAGCAUUUGCAAUGGAACAAGCAUCACAACUAAAAGUAGAAGAAGAGAAGGAGAAAAAGCAACUAAAAGAACGCCAGCGCCAAUGCCACGUGAAGUUACUGUUGGAAAGGUAUACCUUGCAGAAGAAAGAAAAGGAGGAACUUGAAAAGCUUGAAAAGGAGAAGAGAGAUGAAGCUGAAAAGGAGGAGAGGAAGAGAAUUGCUGCAGUAGAAAUUACUAAAUUUCAAGAGAGAGAUCUACAUAAACUUCAGCUAAAGAUUCAACAAAAACAAGUUAAAGAAGCCGAGAAACAAGAAAAAGAACAAAGACUGGCGAAAUUAAGACAGAAGGUCCACAUCCGUGCGGCCCGGGACCCGUCCCGCCUGCGCCGGCCGACGCGGGGCUGGGAGGAGCGCAUGAAGGAAGCCGGCCCCGCAGCGCCGCCGCCUCUCCGCCUUCCCCGGAGGGCCGUGCCCGCCUGGCGGCGGGGGCUGUAGCGCGGCGGCGCCGCACCGGGCGCGCCACCAGCGGGCGCGCCGGCGCCACCGAGGCCACGCCCCCCCGGCCACGCCCUGUGACGCGUUCGUCGCGCGCCAGCGGCGGCAG